Molecule: messenger RNA, 1518 nt
Organism: Episyrphus balteatus (marmalade hoverfly)
Lineage: Eukaryota; Metazoa; Arthropoda; Insecta; Diptera; Syrphidae
Exons: 4
Coding region: 1-1518 (505 amino acids)
Source: RefSeq, a predicted model, not a curated record
AUGUACCAUCCCAAAUGCAUAAACUUAGCCGAAUAUGAUAUUGCCAAAACAAUUGAACCCAAACCAUAUUUGGUAAUAUUGUGUGAAUUGUGCCGCGAUAAGCUUGUCUCUCUUAGACACAUUGAAGAACACAUAAAAGAAAUAAAAGCUAAUUUCGAUCAGCUUGGUGUCAAAUUUGAAAAAGUAUUGAACAGUGACUCAAAAGAUAACAGUGACAAUAAAAUUAUAUCAACAAUUAAAAAAACAAUUAAUGAAAAUUUAAACAGUGAUAAAAAAUCAUAUGCUAGUGCUGUAAAGAAGAGUACCAUAAUUAUAAAACCAAAGGAGCACCAGAAUGCAGAGAAAACCAAAUCGGAAGUGAAAUCUAGUGUUAACCCAGGAACAUCUUCAAUACAAGUGUCGGGAAUUAAAAAAGUUGAUAAGGGUGCAAUUGUGGUCUCAUGCGAGAAUGAUGAAUCGAUGAAAAGAGUGAGAGAUAAAGUUGAAGAGAACCUGGGACAGAAAUAUGAUGUGAAUGAGUUAAAAAGAAAUAAUCCAAGAGUGCAAAUUUUUAAUUUAUCUGAGAAAAUGGACGAAAAUGAAUUGAUUAAUUGUUUGAAAAACCAGAAUGAAAUUUUGAAAGAUGUUAACUUAGUGUGUAAAGCCAUGUGGAAAAAACCAAAUAAAAAUUCGUAUACAGCAGUGAUUGAAUUGGAUAGCAAGAGUUUUAAUGAAGUAAUGAAAGCUGGUAAACUAAGUGUUGGAUGGGAUAAAUGUUUAGUGAAAGAAUCAUUUUAUGUUAAGAGAUGUUUUAAAUGUCUGGGAUUUAAUCAUAACAGUAAGGAUUGCAAAGCUGAGAAAUGUAAUAAUCUGUUGAUACAGGAACAAUCUGGAUUUAGAAGUGGACACUCAUGUGAAACAGCGAUUAAUUGUGUUGUGUGGAACUGGAAGAGGAAGAUUGACUGUGGACAUUCGAUAGUGGCUGUGUUUCUUGAUUUGAAAAGAGCGUUUGAAACGAUUGAUAGGCAAAUAUUACUGAGCAAAUUACGUUUAUAUGGUGUAUGUCAUCGUGAAUGGAAAUGGUUUGAAUCUUAUCUUACCAAUAGAAGUCAAAGAACUAGUGUGAAUGGUGUGACAUCGGAUGCAAAAGUAAACAAUUUGGGAGUGCCGCAAGGUUCUGUUUUGGGAGUCAUGAAACUUUUUGCGGAUGAUAGUCUGAUUUAUAUUUGUGGUAAAAAUGGUGAAGAUAUGUGUGAGAAAUUGAAUGAUGACUUAAAAAGAAUUGAUGUAUGGCUGAAAAUGAACAAGCUUAAGGUGAAUGUAACGAAAACUAAAUAUAUGAAGUUUGGAAUGAAUGAAGAUAUUGAUGUGAAAAUGGAUAGUGAGUCUUUAAUUUGUGUUGAAAGCAUUAAGUAUUUGGGUUGUGUCAUAGAUAGAAAGUUGAAUCUAAAAGAACAUGCUAGUCAUAAAACUAAAGGAUAUCUCACAGGACGACUACAACAACAACCAACCAACGGACGGACAACGACGCCAUCAUAG